This is a messenger RNA of Colletotrichum aenigma, 1197 nucleotides long. RefSeq names its product putative transporter. NCBI's taxonomy places the organism in Eukaryota, Fungi, Ascomycota, Sordariomycetes, Glomerellales, Glomerellaceae. Gene Ontology annotation, molecular function: transmembrane transporter activity. Gene Ontology annotation, cellular component: membrane. The record is from RefSeq and is a predicted model, not a curated record. Gene Ontology annotation, biological process: transmembrane transport. The transcript has 6 exons. The coding region runs from base 1 to 1197 and encodes 398 amino acids.
AUGCCAAUUCUAUGGGUCAUGUACUUUCUUAACUUCCUAGACCGAAACGCCAUCGUGAACGGAAAGCUUAACAAUCUUGAUAAGGAUCUCAAUAUGGUCGGUUCUCAAUACAACACAUGCGUCAGCAUCUUCUUCGUGGGAUACAUCACCGGGCAGAUUCCCUCCAACAUGCUCGUCACCCGUGUUAAGCCCACCUGGCUCAUCCUUGGGAUCACCGAAGCGCCCUUCUAUUCCGGAGCUUGCUACAUGGUUAGCCUCUUCUACACUAGGAAAGAGACUGCAACUCGAUUGGCUGUGUUCUAUACUGGAAAUCUCCUUGCAAGCUCGUUCUCAGGUUUGAUCGCGGCUGGUGUCUUUGCUGGCCUUGACGGGAAACACGGCCUCGCUGGUUGGAGAUGGUUGUUCUUGAUACAAGGAGUUGUCACUGUUGGCGUGGCAUCCGUCGCUUUCUUCCUACUUCCCAACGCUCCCCUCGAGACCCGAUGGCUUACGCUAGAGCAGCGACAACUAGCCCAUGACCGCGUCGCCAAAGACACCACAGAAAAGCGUCAGGCGACAAGCACAUGGUCCGGUCUGUGGGAAGCCGCUACAGACUAUCGCAUUUGGUUAUUUGCUCUUAUGGGAAAUCUCCAUCUAUCCGCCAACGGCUUCAAGAAUUACAUGCCGACGGCGGUCAAGUCUCUCGGCUUCAAUACAACCAUCACGCUCGUACUCACAUGCCCGCCCUACCUGAUCGCCGGGGCAGCAUCUGUGUUGGUGUCCUGGUCUUCUGGGAGAUACAACGAGCGAACUUGGCAUAUUACCGUUUCCAAGACAGUGGCGAGCAUCGGCUUUGCCGUCGCGACGAGCACGAUGAACAUUGGUGCACGGUACUUUGCCAUGGUCCUGUUUGUUGGUGCCAGGUACGGCGUGAACAACAUUAACGUCGCAUGGACGGCCGCUACUGUUGGCCAAACGGACGAGAAGAAGGCGGCUGCGAUUGCGAUGGUCAAUACACUAGGCAACCUGUCAUUCGUAUACACGCCCUAUCUCUGGCCCGACAGCGACAGCCCGCUUUUUAGGAAGGCAAUGAUUGCGAGCAUUGGCUUUUCGAUGGGCGUCGUAAUGACGGCGUGGUUGAUGAAGUUCAUCUUGGUACGAAUGAACAGACAAAUAAGAACUACGCAGGACGAGGCCACGAACUUCUACGCCUACUAG